AUGGGUGGACAAAGCAGAGAAGGUUGGUACAUGCAAGGUUCGGAGCAGUCUGACCGGCUUCUGACAUUUUUCGUAGGCGGCAAAGUCAAGCCACUGAAGGCUCCGAAGAAGGAGAAGAAAGAGUUGGACGAAGAGGACCUCGCAUUCAAGGCCAAGCAGCAAGCAGACGCAAAAGCCCGGAAAGAAAUGGCCGACAAGGCAAAAGGGAAGGGGCCCUUGAACGCCGGCCAGCAAGGGAUCAAGAAGAGCGGAAAGAAAUAG
Messenger RNA from Cladophialophora bantiana CBS 173.52, 261 nucleotides. RefSeq lists its product as uncharacterized. Bases 1 to 261 code for a protein of 86 amino acids. The record is from RefSeq and is a predicted model, not a curated record. Lineage: Eukaryota; Fungi; Ascomycota; Eurotiomycetes; Chaetothyriales; Herpotrichiellaceae. The transcript has 2 exons.